Messenger RNA from Solanum verrucosum, 781 nucleotides. Its product is annotated as lactoylglutathione lyase. The record is from RefSeq and is a predicted model, not a curated record. Bases 86 to 511 code for a protein of 141 amino acids. Lineage: Eukaryota; Viridiplantae; Streptophyta; Magnoliopsida; Solanales; Solanaceae. The transcript has 4 exons.
AUUUAAAUGAGUAGGUCAACUCUCCCUCUUACUAUAGCAAGUUAGCAACAUACUUGAAUUCUCUAAACACAAACAAAGAAGAAAAAUGGCAGCACAAGGAACAUGCCUUAAUCACGUCUCCCGAGAAUCCUCUGAUAUCAAUCGCCUAGCCCAAUUUUACAUUGAGAUAUUUGAGUUUGAGAAAGUUGAAGCUCCAAGAUUUGAAUUUGAUGUGAUAUGGUUGAAGCUGGCACCAGCUUUCUAUCUUCACCUUAUCGAGAGAGAUCCGACUACGAAGCUUCCCGAAGGUCCAUGGAGUGCCACGUCAGCCGUCGCCGACCCGAAGAAUCUGCCCAGAGGUCACCAUGUCUGCUUCACCAUCUCCAAUUUCGAUUCUUUUGUUCAGAAACUCAAGGAGAAAGGAAUUGAAGUUCAGGAGUGGACUCAACCAGAUGGCAAGACCAAACAAGCCUUUUUCUUUGAUCCAGAUGGAAAUGGUUUGGAGGUAAGCAAUGGGGCUCCUGCCUCCUGAACAGCGAUUAAACUCUUGGUGUCCCGCAUACCUGUUAGCCGUAAGUUUUGAGUAUAAUAAACCCACAGGUCUCGGAAAACAUUAGCUCGGAUGAUGACCUUGUGUAAAUUUGUUAUUGGUAUGAAAUAUUGUGUCGUUUAGUUAUGCUGUCUCCUUGCAAUUGCCUCCAAGUAGCUUGUACUCUGAUUGUUGCCAAAUUGAUAGCAUAAGGACUGUCUGUAUGUAUGUAGAUUGAUCUCUCAAUAAGACAAUACUAGUGGAGUUAGUUGU